Messenger RNA from Cornus florida, 2002 nucleotides. Its product is annotated as protein CLT2, chloroplastic. Lineage: Eukaryota; Viridiplantae; Streptophyta; Magnoliopsida; Cornales; Cornaceae. The coding region runs from base 102 to 1385 and encodes 427 amino acids. The transcript has 10 exons. The record is from RefSeq and is a predicted model, not a curated record.
UCUCUGCUUUGGUAGUCAGUUGGUACCUCCUCUCAGAGAGUCUGAUCCCUCACACAAACACACACACACACACAAACUCACACACAUAGACCUUUUCUUUUAUGGCAUUUACGUGCAUAUCUUCGGUUCAAUCGGUCCACUCCAAAAUCCCAAUCCAUCAGAGCUAUAGCAUCAAUCGAUUAAACUAUCAUCACUCUCCCAUUGUGAUGAGUUUUCGCCAAAGCCCUAGACAAUCUGUUCAUCUCCUUUCAAAGUCUUCACGCAAUGAUUUCAAAUUCCAUCCUAGAAAGACUCGCAUUCAACGAUAUUCACCAACAAACCCUAAAUUCACGAUCCGAGCUUCGACCAACAAGUCACAAGUUUCAUCCAACACUAAGCUCAUCAUUGUUAGCUCUGCAAUCACCAUAACAUUAGCCGUCGCGAAUCGAGUGCUCUACAAACUUGCCCUCGUUCCCAUGAAGGAGUACCCUUUCUUCUUAGCUCAGGUCACGACUUUCGGGUAUGUUGUUAUAUAUUCUUCUAUACUGUAUAUAAGAUAUCGUGCCGGGAUUGUAACUGAUGAGAUGAUGGCUAUUCCGAAAUCACGUUUUGUGUUCAUUGGUAUUUUAGAAGCCCUUGGAGUUGCUGCCGGGAUGUCUUCUGGAGCCAUGCUUCCUGGACCAGCUAUACCUGUACUAAAUCAGACAUUUUUGGUGUGGCAGUUGGCAUUUUCUACCCUUCUUCUGGGGAGAAGGUACUCAACAACUCAAAUUGCUGGAUGCUUACUCGUAGCUUUUGGUGUGAUCACGUCAGUUGCUAGUGGAUCAGACACUGGUCAAAUGCUAUCUGGAAUCGGGCUUUUGUGGCCAGCAUUAAUGAUAGCUUCAAGUGCUUUUCAAGCUGGUGCAUCCAUCCUCAAGGAAUCUGUUUUUGUUGAUGCUGCAAUCCGCUUGAAGGGAAAGUUGCUUGACAUAUUUGUUGUCAAUUCAUUUGGAUCUGGAUUCCAGGCUCUCUUUGUACUUCUCUUUCUACCUUUCCUAUCAAACUUGAAAGGUAUACCGUUUUCUCAGCUCCCUUCAUACCUUAAGAGCGGUGCUGGUUGCUUUUUCAGUAUUGGUGCCAAUACACCAGGUUGUGAUGGGGCUCCAUUGUUGCCCCUACUUUAUAUAGUAACAAAUAUAGCUUUCAACAUAUCACUGCUCAACCUGGUAAAAAUUUCCUCAGCGGUUGUUUCUUCUCUUGCUGCGAUGUCAUCAGUGCCAUUAUCAAUAUAUGUUCUUUCGCUUCCAUUGCCAUAUCUCCCAGAAGGUGCCAGCUUAAGCCCCCUUUUCGUUUUUGGUGGUAUGAUUCUCUUGGUGGGUCUCAUUCUAUACAACGUACCUCGGCCUCUAAAGCAGGAAUUUUAAAUAUCCAAGGUUGCAAUUUUGCAAGUGUAAGAGAUAUAUACAUCAAAUACUUGUAAUUCUCUCAAUGUAAAUCUUGGUGGGUCUCAUUCUAUACAACGUACCUCGGCCUCUAAAGCAGGAAUUUUAAAUAUCCAAGGUUGCAAUUUUGCAAGUGUAAGAGAUAUAUACAUCAAAUACUUGUAAUUCUCUCAAUGUAAAUCCUGUAGUGUCGUUCUUUACAAAGAUAUUCAUUCUUGUACAGUUAAACCCUUGCUGUAUGUUGCAUUGGACAAUGCACUGUGUGCAGAAGGAAGGUUUAAUCAGUCCAUUUUGAAUCAAAUGCUGUGUCACGAUAGACCUUGCCGACUCUUGAUUCCUUUGGGCUAAUUUGCUCCAAUUCCAAUUCCAUGCCACAAGCUCCAAUUCCAUGCCACACACUGUUCUUAACAACUUCAAUAUGACUACUUUUUUCGAUAUCAUUCAUUAGAUUUACUAGUCUAUGUAACUAAUGGUGCUUAAGUGGUUGUAUUUUUUAAGGGAAAAUAUGUUGACAGAUGCAUUUUUGUAUUCUGUAAGAACUUGAUUGUUAUUUUUCCAGUACAUGUAAAUAAAAUCACCUUGUAGCUUGUUUUGCCUCU